GGACCGGGCCAGCGGGCCGUACAAGGUGCAGGUCUGGGCAGAGUACGGCUCGCUGGAGUACCCGCAGAUGUCGCACCCAGGCGCCUCCGCGCUCUUCGCGACGCCGCCAGAGCCCCCUGGGCCGGUGGGUGUGCGGCUGGCAGCGGAGCCGUCGGAGGAGGCCUUCAGUGUUCAGUGGGACACGCCGUUCGACGACGGUGGUUCCGCCAUCGAGUGCUACGAGCUGGCACUGUUCCCUCCCACCCCAGCGGUACAGGCGGCCGGCGGGGCGGAGGCGGCGUGCGGCGGCGGCGCGCCGCAGGGGGCCGCCCCCGCGGAGCCGGUGGGGCGCUGGACCACAACAGAGCACGCGCACUCCUUCGCUGGGCUGCCGCCUGGCAGCGGCCCCUACGAGGUGGAGGUGCGGGCUAGGACUGCCGCGGGCCUGCUGGGCCCCCGCUCGCGCCUGCGCGCCAGCACGGCGGUGGCC
Molecule: messenger RNA, 469 nt
Organism: Prorocentrum cordatum
Lineage: Eukaryota; Dinophyceae; Prorocentrales; Prorocentraceae
Source: the annotation of a GenBank genome assembly